Messenger RNA from Dreissena polymorpha, 4615 nucleotides. RefSeq names its product FMRFamide receptor-like. The record is from RefSeq and is a predicted model, not a curated record. Gene Ontology annotation, cellular component: membrane. The transcript is spliced from 2 exons. Gene Ontology annotation, molecular function: G protein-coupled peptide receptor activity. Gene Ontology annotation, biological process: G protein-coupled receptor signaling pathway. The coding region runs from base 243 to 1457 and encodes 404 amino acids. NCBI's taxonomy places the organism in Eukaryota, Metazoa, Mollusca, Bivalvia, Myida, Dreissenidae.
CUUCAUGUACCUUCAUGUGUGACUGAAUUUUCGUUAAUAAUAAGGAAAUUAUUCGAAUGUUAGUUUUAAGAGGUUUAUGAACAGUCAUUGAACGAUAAACAAUUGGAUACCAGCUCAGUGCAUUCACAACUGGAAAUAUAUGAGUUUGUCACGGUCAAAAUGUGCCGAUUUUAGCAGUAACCAGUUGACGUUUCACAGCUGAUGUAGUACUUUCGCAAAACCGUUAAACAAUCAGUUCCAGAAUGCCUGUAUCCGAGCUCAAUCUGCAGGUGAACAUCUCCGUGGGCGGUGUCCCAUUUAAGCAGGAUAAGCAUCUCAUGUUCAUCUUCUGGGGCAUCAUCUUACCAGUGAUUGGCAGUUUUGGAUUGAUCGGGAACAUGCUUAACAUUAUUGUCCUAUUUCGGAGGGAAAUGAAGUCCACGACAGUGUAUUUCUUACGAACUCUUGUCCUUACAGACACGGGUAUUAUUGUCGGAUGUAUCCUUGGAUUAUCCAGUAUCUCCAUAACGCAGCUCCAUCCAGAUAAUCCAGCAAUGAACUACUACACUCACGUCAUUUACCCGCACAUGUACACACCCAUCAAUUUCAUUGUUAUGGCGCUGCAAUUCACCAACGUGUGGGUGACUGUGGCUGUUACCAUUGAACGUUACAUUGCUAUAUGCCACCCGUUCAGUGCCGACUUUGUCCGCAAUAAAAGAAAUACUUUCAUUCUGAUCGGUUGUAUUUGUGUUAUUGCCAUUGCAUAUAACAUACCCCGAUGCUUUGCUACCAAAGUCACGGAAUGUGAUAAUAGAACUGAGUGUGUCACGUCAUGCGUUGGCAAUAGAAGUGAGUGUCGUUCUGGUGCCAUGCCCAAUGUCACGGAAUGUGAUAAUAUAACUGACUGUAUCACGCCAUGCGAUGACAACAAACGUUAUUGUCUUUCUCUUGUCACUACAGAUCUGGGUAGAACGGAGGGGUAUGAACAAUACUAUAGUGUCUACGCGUACAUGGUUGUAAUAUACAUUGUACCUCUUGUAAUUCUCAUUAUAUUGAAUAUUUUGUUAAUCAUCGAGUUGAUGCGCAUGCGUAAGAGAAGAUCGGCAACAUUUCCAAGCCCGAAUGAGAACAGUGAAACAAAUAUGAGCAUUGUACUAAUUUUGAUCGUUGUGGUUUUUAUUUUAUGCCAAACGCCAGGUCUUGUUGCACAGUUUUGGUUUCUAGACCAAGACAUGUUAACGAAGUGGCUAUGCGUGAGCAACACACUGUUUGCUCUGAACUCUUCUGUUAACUUCCUCAUUUACACAACGGUUGGCCGAAAAUUCAGAAAGGUUCUUUUCACAAUUUUCCGUUUACAUGCAAAAAGAAAAAGAAACCGUGGUGCCCGAAAUGGCGCCACUGAAUUGGCAACAUUAACAAAAAUGCCUGCGUACGCUCCAGAAGAUGAACCAGACGAAACCCGUCAACUGAAUGCGUGAAUAAGUUUGCCGCUUGAUCGAAUACGUUGAAAGAUUGACGAUACGACUUACAACCGAAAAAAUGCAUUUUAAAAUGUGAAAACAUACCUAAAUCUAAACCCUCUUCUAUCAACGGAAACGAAUGUGUAAAUGGGCAUUUGAGAGUUUGCAUGUUGUUGUUUGUUUAACAUCAAGGUGUUUUGUACAGGUUUAGUAUGUAUCCGUUCAUAAUGUAGACUAUGGCUGCAGUUUUGCAAGAUUGUAGUAUAUGGUCUUGGCCGUAUGUUGAAAUGGCGAUUUUGAUAAAUAAUUACUAACCCACUCGCGAACCUACGAAAUUCGCGUUUUUCAAACAUAGAGAACAAUAUCAACCGAUACUAUUUUCGUGUUAAACUAACGUAUGUUUCAUAUUCGUUGAUUUAAACUAAACAGCUAAGGGAAUGUAUCCUUCACAACCACAUUAUUAUGCCAAUUAAGUUUUUUAAAGGGGUUUUGUUUGUCGAAUGCGACUGUUUAUGACUGUUUCACUUUAUUUAUACUUAUAACUCUGGGUUUUACGAUAAAAAGCUGCUGCACAUAUCAUGGUUACAGUUCUUAUAUCAAUUAAAAUCAUGUUACAAUUCUUACUUUCGAAAACAUGUCAACAUAGGUUAUGGAAGUAUAUAUAAUCACAAAUGUGUUUCUAUGCGGUAUAAUUAAACACUAUUUAACCAAGACUAUACAUGUCUUUCAAAUGAGGUGUUUCUUUCAGAUUGGAUAGAAACGUGUGUUUUAUGAAAAAGCAAAUGCCGAUGAAAACUAUGUUUGUGUGAAUUAUGGCGGCUAAAAAUAUGAGAAGUAGAGAAAUGUGUUUAACAGCGGAUUUUUAAAUCUAUACUACUGUUCAUGAGGAUUAAAAAACAUGAAAAGUGCAAGAUAUAUAUAUAUAUACAAUAUAUAUUAUAUAAUUACGAUAUGUGAUGACAAACAGUGUGCAAGAUAAAAACAACUGGCGAAUAACCGAAACACACACAAACUAUGGCUAGUGCGAACUAACGGAGCGUCAAUAUGAAUAACAGUCAGAUGGAAGGACCACGAACCCCACAAAGCCAGUCAAGUAAUACUUCUAUAAACCAAAUAUACAUUUUGCUGUGAAGACAUCGGGUGUGGUAUCCACAAGGGGCUCGAUGAACGGACAGCCAACGCCAACAUCGCUGGAUAGUUAACGAUAUGAUUGCUAAUUUGUGAUUGUUAAUUCAAUGAUUGGAUAGCAUCGACAGUGAAAUUGCACAACUAGAUUCCAUUAAAACAUCUGUUAACAGUUUAAAGGGGCCUUUUCACAGAAUUUGGCAUUUUUUUAACUUAUUCAUUAAAUGCUUUAUAUUUAUAAAUGUAAACAUUGGAUCAUAAAAGCUCCAGUAAAAAAUCAAGAAAAAAAUUAAAAAAAGGAAAAGAACAUUGCACGGAGCAGGUUUCGAACCAGUGACCCCUGGAGUCCUGCCAGAGUCCUGAAGUAAAAACGCCUUAGCCUACUGAGCUAUUCCGCCGAGUACACAUUCUUAACGUAUUUUAUACCUUAUAUAAGCAAUCUUCGUAGUUUCACAAAAUUUAACGACAAAAACAGAACUCUCCAAAUUAUUCAAUCGUUUCGCGUUGCAACGCUUUAUAAUUUUUAGGUUUUAAAAUCGUCAAAAGAUGCAUAUAAUGGCUAUAUUAGAGCAUGGUUUAUGUUCAGUAUUACUGUUUCCUCACAAAUAUCAUAACUAAAACGAAAACUUACGAAUCUGAAACAACUUUUUUCAAUUUUGUCAAUUUACCAAAGCGUGAAAAGAUCCCUUUAAAUUGCCGCAUGCAAAACAUGAAAAGGAAAACGAUCAUUUAUAGCAACCAAUAUGUUCCUUCUGAAUGUCCAAUUAUAACAAAAAUAAAAGUAAGGAGAACGCAUUAGACGACGAAAGGAUCCAAUUGUACACUCGUCUAUAAAGUGUUUGAUGUCGUUUCAAUCAUCUAAACCAAAAAAUUACAUGACUUAAUGACUACUUGCUAAGUGAAGAUUAUGUAAGGAUGUAAGAGUGUUUUCAGACUCUAAGGGGAUCAAUUAUAUAAUGGGCAUUGUCCAUAUAUUCUCGCUAGAGCAUGAUUAUUGAUAAUAAUUCAGCGUUUGUCUGUCAGUAUUUACCGCAUUUUGUUCUGCGGUAUAUCUAAUAAAUGGAUAAGAUAUGCAAUGCUAGUAGUCAAACCAGAUAUCCUGUCGAUAUGUCAUUAAUUGUCAACGCCUAUGUGGUCAACUUCUCUAAAUGCUUUGUUAAGUCUUUGCUGUGUGUAACGUUACAUGAACUGCUUCAGGACAGGGGAUAUACUCAAUAUCACUUCACAUAUACAAAGACACAAUUUUCUACACGUGAACAUUACCUGAAAUCUGGAUACGACCUUAGCUUAAUCUCAUUGUUUUUAUUAACAUGCUAAUAAAUAAAUACUUUUUUAAACAUUCAACAUUUACCAUAUUGAAUGUAUGCUAUUAUUGUCUGAUAAUACGAUGUUAUCAACAACGUAUUUUAUUUAUCCUUUCGCAGUUAUAUCACUCACAUUAUUAAAAUUUAAUUGUUAUUUUUUAAUCAUAAAUAUGUUGUGCAAAAACUUUGUUUAUUCAUUAUCAUUAUAGUAUCCGAUCAUAUUUUCAAAAAAAAAAGAUUUGUGUAGCUAAAUGCUGCGACCUCUUUUUUUGUAUAAUAUAUUUGUUAAUAUAUAUCGUUUUUGUUGUAAAUGUGCGUUUGACAAGUUAUGAUUCGACCAUUGAUGGUCAAUUCAUACUCGAUGAGAUUAUACAUAUAUUCGAUAAACAUAAUCUUCUAGCUAAUGUAACAUUCAUUGAAAUUGUAACACAUAUUUGACCAACAUUAUUUAAAUUGUUAAGAGAUUGAUCAAUCAAGAGCUGUUCUCUCAAAUCAUUAGCAGCGAAGAAGUAACAAAUCAAUUCAUUAUCAACGUUCUUAACAAAUCGCUGUUGAUGUCAAUUGUACGACAGUUACAUUACGUUUGACUAAAAUAUAGUUUCAUUCCAUCUCACAGUAGGAUUUCGUCAUAUCGUCUUUAUUAUAUUUAACAUUUGCAAAGUGAUAUUAAUAUUGAUACAAUUGUAAACAAUUUAAAACAAACAUACAAAUUGUAAAUUGAGUUUUUACCUUAAGUUGUAAAGCAUU